UAUAUUAUCCCUUGCUGUUUUCGCCCAAAAUAAUCAAUCUUUCACUGUCUUGAGUUUUAUUUAGUCUCAAUAUCUAGCCCUUCUAAUCACACGAAAGAUUAGAUGAUUUUUCAGGUCACUGCAGCUAUUUGACUCCACCAAGCAUCAUAGAGGUGUGAGAUUAUGAUCAAGAGAAUACAACAAUGAAGAAUCAGCUGAGGGUUCAGUGAGAUUCUCUAGUAUGAAUCAGUGAAUCACCCUCCAAAGUUAUCAUAAUGUAAAUGAACUACUGGGAUAUCUUAAAUUUUCUCAGAGUCACGAUGUGUGUGUUUGAAUAUCAGUUAAGUCCAAUGUGAAUGAACUUUCAUUCCAAUUCAUAAUAAGAAGAGUUUUAUUCACUUUUUGACUCUGUCAUUCUAAAUGAGUGAGGCUCAGGCUAGUGAGAUGGAUGUUUUUCAUAAGGGAAUAUGUGAGUGGAGUUGGAAGGAGAACAAGGUGUUUGAGCUGGCUCUAGCAAUGGUGGAUGAGAACCACCCACAAAGGUGGGAGGUGGUUGCAGCCUUGCUUGGAGGAAAAAAGAGUGCAGGGGAGAUUCAAAAGCAUUAUGUGAUUCUUUUGGAGGAUUUAGAGCUUAUAGAAUCUGGAAAACUGGACCAACAACUGGGAGAGGCUAGGCCCUGUCUCCUUGUUGAAGGUAUCAAGUCCUUAUGCUUCUCUGAUGAUGAAACAAACAUGUAAGUAACUUUUUCUUUGUGGAAUAACAAAAAUUCUUAUCUCUCACCUGGUAAGAAGUUAGAACUGUGUACAUAUAUGUAGAAUUAGACCACGCAGCUUAUUUUUUAUCAGAAUCAAUUUUGACACUAAAUUCAAAGGUGUCAGAUUACAAUUCA
Messenger RNA from Lotus japonicus, 869 nucleotides. RefSeq names its product protein RADIALIS-like 4. Bases 400 to 717 code for a protein of 105 amino acids. The transcript has a single exon. The record is from RefSeq and is a predicted model, not a curated record. Gene Ontology annotation, molecular function: DNA-binding transcription factor activity. NCBI's taxonomy places the organism in Eukaryota, Viridiplantae, Streptophyta, Magnoliopsida, Fabales, Fabaceae.